Messenger RNA from Herpailurus yagouaroundi (jaguarundi), 1644 nucleotides. It is a transcript of the gene ARMH1, whose product is annotated as armadillo like helical domain containing 1. Lineage: Eukaryota; Metazoa; Chordata; Mammalia; Carnivora; Felidae. The record is from RefSeq and is a predicted model, not a curated record. The transcript is spliced from 12 exons. Bases 137 to 1465 code for a protein of 442 amino acids.
GUUACUCACCUGGCUGUUAAGGCUGACAGGAUUUCGUGGUUGUCUCCAUCCCUGAGGCUACGUGGACGCCCUUCCUGAGAGCGCAUAUCCAGUGUCCUCUGGGGAGUAGUGGAGCCAACUUCAGGACUGACUGACCAUGACUUCUAUAAAGGAGCAGGCAGCCAUCAGCCGGCUCUUGAGUUUUUUACAGGAUUGGGACAAUGCUGGCAAAGUUGCAAGGAGUCACAUCCUCAGCACUUUCAUCGAGACCAACCAAGGCAAGACCGCCCCUGAACUGGAGCAGGAGUUUUCUCAGGGAGCCAGCUUGUUCCUAGUACGCCUGACCACCUGGCUUAGACUCAUCUAUAUGACUGGCUCGUGUUUAGAUAAGCUUCUAAAGUCAAUUGGCGUCUUCUUGUCAGCUGUAAGCAGUAAUCAGUACCUUAUAGAAUUUCUCGAGGUUGGAGGCGUCCUAACACUCUUGGAAAUACUUGGGCUGGAGAAGAUCAAGGAGGAGGACAAGAAGGAAUCCAUCAGGCUACUUCAGGUCAUUGCGAACUCUGGCAGGAAGUACAAGGAGCUCAUUUGUGAAAGCUAUGGUGUAAGAUCCAUAGCAGAAUUUUUGGCAAAGUCUAAAUCAGAAGAGACCCAAGAAGAAGUGCAGAUUCUAUUGGAUUCUUUGGUCCACGGUAAUCCCAAGUACCAGAAUCAAGUGUACAAAGGUCUAAUAGCUUUGCUGCCUUGUGCAUCCCCAAAAGCUCAGCAGCUCUCCCUGCAGACUCUCAGGACUGCACAGUCGAUCGUUGGGACCACACACCCCAGCAUUGUGGACUGCGUGCUGAAGGUACUGCGCACGAUGCACCUGGAAGUGCAGUAUGAAGCCAUCGAGCUGAUCAAGGACCUGGUCAACUAUGACGUGUGUCAGGCGCUGCUCAAGGGCCUCGUGGCGCUGCUGAUACCAUCAGUCAAGGAGGCCAGCAAACUGCAGCCCAAGAUCCUCAACGACUCCGCGGUUCUCCAGCUCACCGCCAACCUGCCGGUGUUCUUGCAGCAGGCCGCGGCGGCCAAGGCCAUCGGGGUCCUGGCGCGCAGCAACACGAGCAUCGCCGAGGAGAUGCUGCACCUGCGCGUGGUGCACAGCCUGAUGGCCGCCAUGGGCAACACGGACCACAGCAACAGCCAACGGCAGGCCAGCCUCACGCUGGAGUACUUCGUGCAGAUGUUCCCAGUGGUGGAGGAGCACGUGCGCAGGUCCAUGGGAGAGGAACUCUACGAGCUCUUCCUCAGCAAUGCCGAGGACUUGUACAUGAAAAUAGAUAGCAUUCAGGCGGACAUCUUGGCGGCCAACAAAGUCAAUGUUUCCAAAGCGUUAUCCAUCAGUGGCGUCUCCUACAGCAACAUGAGCUUUUACCGUGGCCCUUGUGGUGAGGAUCAACUGGCUUACACCACAUACUUCCAGAAGGAGGGUUCGGAAGGAAAGGAGUAACGGAGCCUCUGAGGCAACCCAUAAAGGCCAAGGCUGUGUUUUACCUGGCAGAAGGAGCCUAGGGUCAAGCUCAGGGUGACUCCCUCCGUUAGCCCUAGGUGGGAGGCUGGGGGGGUUCAUGCCAGUAGGGGAGAGGAAGGGCUGCUGUCUGGGAAAUUUCAAUAAAUAGUCUUGCUGUC